AUGACUUCUUCAAGUACAGAGUCCUCAGAAUUUGAAGUCUCAACCUUUUAUGAGUAUUACAAUGACUAUCUUGAUGCUCCAAAACCAUGCAGUAAGGAAAGUGUCAAGAGGUUUGCAGCCUCCUUCCUACCUGUUCUCUAUACCCUUGUAUUCCUGGUUGGGCUCAUAGGCAAUGUUCUGGUCAUUGUGGUCCUUGUCAAAUACAAGAGGCUGAAGAGCAUGACUGAUGUGUACCUGCUAAACCUUGCCAUCUCAGAUUUGCUCUUUGUUUUAUCCUUGCCCUUCUGGUCUUACUUCACAAUAGAUCAAUGGGUUUUUGGAACUCCUUGGUGUAAAAUCAUUUCCUGGAUCUACCUGGUUGGCUUCUACAGUGGGAUAUUUUUUAUUAUGCUUAUGAGCAUAGACAGAUACCUGGCAAUUGUUCGUGCAGUGUUUUCCUUGAAAGCAAGGACUGCCUUCCAUGGCUUGAUUACUAGCCUUGUUGUAUGGCUAGUUGCUCUUUCAGCAUCAGUUCCAGAACUUAUAUUUAGAGAAUCUUUUAAUGAACGCAACUAUACUACCUGCAAGCCAAAAUAUCCAGGCAAUUUCACAAGAUGGAAACUUUUUUCCACUUUGAAAAUCAAUAUUUUAGGGCUCCUAAUUCCUUUUAUUGUCAUGACAUUUUGCUACUCCAUGAUCAUUAAAACAUUAGUUCACUGCAGAAAUGAGAAAAGGAAUAAGGCUGUGAAGAUGAUCUUUGCUGUCAUGAUCAUGUUCUUCUUCUUCUGGACUCCUUACAACAUUGUUAUUUUCUUACAACUGCUGGAAAUAACAGGAGUCAUUAGAGACUGUCAAGUGAGCAGGAAUCUGGACUAUGCCCUCCAGGUAACAGAAAUCCUCAGCCUUUUCCACUGUUGCCUCAAUCCAGUCAUCUACUUCUUCAUGGGGGAAAAAUUUAAGCAGUAUGUGAAGAUGCUCUUUAAGAACUGGUGGUUACCUGGGAGUAUUUGCAAGUGGUGUGGAGUUCCCAUCACUUACUACACUGAAUCUACCAGUUCAUUCCACACACAUUCUACAGCAGAACAAGAUGCUCUGUAA
Messenger RNA from Calypte anna (Anna's hummingbird), 1077 nucleotides. RefSeq names its product C-C motif chemokine receptor 4 (gene CCR4). Bases 1 to 1077 code for a protein of 358 amino acids. The transcript has a single exon. Gene Ontology annotation, biological process: chemotaxis; immune response; inflammatory response. Gene Ontology annotation, molecular function: C-C chemokine receptor activity. The record is from RefSeq and is a predicted model, not a curated record. Gene Ontology annotation, cellular component: membrane. NCBI's taxonomy places the organism in Eukaryota, Metazoa, Chordata, Aves, Apodiformes, Trochilidae.